Messenger RNA from Purpureocillium lilacinum, 909 nucleotides. RefSeq names its product 1-acylglycerol-3-phosphate O-acyltransferase. The record is from RefSeq and is a predicted model, not a curated record. Gene Ontology annotation, biological process: phosphatidic acid biosynthetic process. Gene Ontology annotation, molecular function: 1-acylglycerol-3-phosphate O-acyltransferase activity. Gene Ontology annotation, cellular component: membrane; endoplasmic reticulum. NCBI's taxonomy places the organism in Eukaryota, Fungi, Ascomycota, Sordariomycetes, Hypocreales, Ophiocordycipitaceae.
AUGUCCGCCCUACUCUCGUACCUCGUCAAGUUCCUCGUGGGCUACUUCGCCCUCACCGUCUUCUUCUACGCCCUCUCGCUCGCCGUGCCCCGCGCCGGCUUCGUCGCCCGCGUCCUCGCCGCCUACAUCUCCCUCGUCGCCUGCGCCCUCUUGGGCGCCGCCGCCUCGGCCGCCCUCACCCUCGCCGGCCACCAGCAGAUCUCGCAAUGGGUCACCGCCCGCUCCUUCAAGUACCUCAUGUACCUGACCACGGGCGUCGUCUUCGAGGUUGACGACCCCCGCGACGUCCUCGGCACCACCCGCCCCGCCGUCUUCAUCGGAAACCACCAGACGGAGCUCGACGUCCUCAUGCUCGGCGCCAUGUUCCCCAAGUACUGCAGCGUCACCGCGAAGUCGGACCUCAAGCACAUGCCCUUCCUCGGCUGGUUCAUGCGCCUCUCCGGCAGCAUCUUCAUCGACCGCAAGAACUCAAAGGACGCCCGCGAGGCCAUGCAGGGCGCCGCCCAGGAGAUUCGCGCCAAGCGCCAGAGCGUCUACAUGUUCCCCGAGGGCACCCGCAGCUACACAAAGGAGCCCGCCCUGCUGCCCUUCAAGAAGGGUGCAUUCCACCUUGCCGUCCAGGCCGGCGUCCCCAUCGUCCCCUGCGUCGUCGCCAACUAUAGCCACGUCCUGUACCUCAAGAGCCUCAUCUUCAACUCUGGCCGCAUCCCCAUCAAAGUCCUCGAUCCCAUCCCUACCAAGGACCUCACCUCGGCCGACGUCGACGAACUCACCCGCUCCACCCGCGAGCUCAUGCUCAAGGAGCUCGUCGUCCUCUCCGCCAAGGCCAAGGGCCAGCCCAUCCCCGUGCCCUCAGCCAACAACUCGACCCCCAAGGCCGUCAGCUCCGGCGUCGACACCAAGGCAUGA